GAGAAGUGUUCAGUCCAGCAGCAGACGCACAGUCAGCACACACACACACACACACACACACGCACACGCACACGCACACACACACCGAGGUCUUGGCGUGCUCAAGAUGGACGAAUUGGCUCUUCCUUCGUGGCUUUGCGUCCUGGCGGUGGCCGUGUUUACGUGUGGCGUCGUGAAGAGGAUGCUGGCCUCCCACCUGAGCCCCGCCUCCAGCGUGGCGGCGUGGUUGGGGGCCACCGUGCUGAUGGAGCGCACGUGGGCGACGUGCGUGCCCGCCGGGCUGCUGCUGGCGCUGCUGGGACUCGCCUACUUCCUCUACGCCGUCGCCAGGUCCCGCACGCCACUCGCCGCCCUGCCCGCCGCGGGGAAGGCCGUUGUCAUCACAGGAUGUGACUCGGGCUUCGGGAAGGCGACGGCCAAGCGUCUGGACGCCCUGGGCUUCCAGGUGUUCGCCACGGUGUUGGAGCUGUCGGGGGAAGGAGCUGCUGAGCUCCGCAGGACGUGCUCGCCACGCCUCACGCUCCUGCAGGUGGACAUCACGAAGCCGCAGCAGCUCCAGCAGGCGCUGACGGACGUCCAGGCCCAGCUGGGCUUCAAAGGGCUGUGGGGUCUGGUCAACAACGCCGGCGUGUGCGUCAACUUCGGUGACAUCGAGUUGUCCCUGAUGUCGAACUUCCGCGGGUGCAUGGAGGUCAACUUCUUUGGAACGCUCAAUGUCACUAAAAGCUUCCUGCCGCUGCUGCGACAGGCCAAAGGUCGCCUCGUCACCGUCUCAAGUCCAGCUGGUGACCAACCUUUUCCCUGCCUGGCGGCGUACGGAGCGUCCAAGGCGGCCCUCAACCUCCUCAUCAACACGCUGAGACACGAGCUGGCACCCUGGGGCGUCCACGUGGCCACCAUCCUGCCAUCCUCAUACAAGACAGGUCAGUGCGGUAACCACGCCUACUGGGAGGACCAGCACCAGCGGCUGCUGCAGGCGUUGCCGCGGGCGUUGCUGGAAGACUACGGCGAGGACUACGUGAGCGAGACCAAGGAGUUGUUCCACAGCUACGCCCGGCAGGCCAACCCGGACCUCAGCCCCGUGGUGGACGCCAUCGUGCAGGCGCUGCUGUCGCCGCAGCCCGAGGCGCGCUACUUGGCGGGGCCGGGCGUGGGCCUGAUGUACUUCAUCCACAACUACUGUCCCCACGCCAUCCGCAACCGCUUCCUGCAAAGCCUCUUCGUCAAGAAGAAGGUGACGCCGCGGGCGCUGAGGAAGCGUGCGGCCUUUGACCUCGCCUCCCACGACGACAACAACAACAACAACAACAAGGAGGAGGAGGGGGUCAAGGUCAAGUAGCUGCCCGACGGCGGAAUCACUCGGAAGCACCAGUCACUCGCUAGAGCUUUAGGACACGCACACGUUGCAAAGGGGAGUGGGGGCGGGGCUUAGGAAAGACGCCACCGGCCUCCAACCAAAGACGAGCGUAGGAAGGCCACAAAGACAACAGGACAUCCUGGCCCAGACUAGCUCCGCCCCUGAGAGACGCCACAAGCCUUAAAGGAAGUGCGCCGGCAGGUGGAAAGGAAGGUGAUGCUGUAGACACGCCCCCCGCGGCCUCGUGUCCAAUGACGCCACAGCAUUCUCUACAUGUGACAUCACCCCGCCAGAAUAAAAGCAGAAGAGUUAGCCAUUACUUAGGCAUGCAGUAGUAGGAAGUAGUAGGAAGUAGUAAGUAGUAGGAAGUAGUAAGUAGUAGUAAGUAGUAGUAAGUAGUAGUAAGUAGUAGUAAGUAGUAGUAAGUAGUAGUAAGUAGUAGUAAGUAGUAGUAAGUAGUAGUAAGUAGUAGUAAGUAGUAGUACCACCACCACAAUGAAUUCCAUCAUAUUUCAUAUCUCAUCCUGUCAAAAUGUGAAACCUUUUACUUCCUGCUGAUGUUGAAAUAUGAUUUUGUUCACCGAUGAAACAUCAGCAACUUUUAUUUAUUGUCCACACACACACACGCACACACACACACACGCACACACACACACACACACACACACACGCACACACACACACACACACACACACACACACACACACACUGCAAAGUGUCUUACGGUUUGACCCUGUUGAUGCUGUCCAGCAUGCUCAUCAGUUCACGACAGCUGUCACUCAAAUUGUCAAUUUGGUAUUUUCUUUGUUUAUUCUUGGCUUGAAUUAAAAAUACUUUUUCUUCUA
Doryrhamphus excisus (bluestripe pipefish) is the source of this 2203-nucleotide messenger RNA. It is a transcript of the gene hsd11b2, whose product is annotated as hydroxysteroid (11-beta) dehydrogenase 2. Gene Ontology annotation, biological process: glucocorticoid metabolic process. The record is from RefSeq and is a predicted model, not a curated record. Gene Ontology annotation, molecular function: 11-beta-hydroxysteroid dehydrogenase (NAD+) activity. NCBI's taxonomy places the organism in Eukaryota, Metazoa, Chordata, Actinopteri, Syngnathiformes, Syngnathidae. Gene Ontology annotation, cellular component: intracellular membrane-bounded organelle.